This is a messenger RNA of Phanerochaete carnosa HHB-10118-sp, 697 nucleotides long. RefSeq lists its product as uncharacterized. Gene Ontology annotation, cellular component: cytoplasm. The transcript is spliced from 3 exons. The record is from RefSeq and is a predicted model, not a curated record. The coding region runs from base 1 to 600 and encodes 199 amino acids. Lineage: Eukaryota; Fungi; Basidiomycota; Agaricomycetes; Polyporales; Phanerochaetaceae.
AUGAACAAGCCUGUGUUUUACACUAAGGAGGUCAACCCGGUUGGCAAGAUCUCUGCCAUUACCUAUGGUGGCCCCAAAGUCGAUCCAGAGCAGCCCUCCCAAGAGUCCACCAAGCUCAGAGAGUCUGGUGUCAUCUUGGAGUUCCUCGCCGACCUCUUCCCAGAUUCCGGUCUGCUGCCCAAGGACCCUGUCCUCCGUGCUAAAGCUCGCCUCUUUAUCACUGUCAUCGACGGCCAAUUUUUUGAGGGCUUCAAGGGAUACUUCUUCAUGCGUGAGCCUGCCACCAAGCUCAUUGACGGUCUAGACGCACUCCAGAAGCAGCUCCCGGCCACUGGCUUUGCUGUCGGGGAGAAGUGGAACAUCGCCAACAUAACCAUCACACCUUUUCUGGCCUGUAUAUUUUUGUUGCUCAAGAACAAUUUGGGUGUGUAUCCUGCCGGCGAUGGCAAGAAGACUCUUGAGAUUCUGUGCGGCGAGAAAUUCGCUCGCCUCAGCAAGUAUUUUGAAGACCUUAAGGCUCAGCCAAGCUUCAAGGCUGUUUGGGACGAGGAUAUCCAAAUUACCUUUUGGAAGAGCAACCCUAUGUUUAAGCGCGAGUGAAAUGUUUUCCGUUGUGGGAAAAAUUGUUUGAAAGGAUGUAGCAUCAUUCCGUGGUUGUCAUGUAAAGUACAGAUAGGCUGGGAGACCAAGGAGCAAA